GACGUUUCUGCGUGUGCUUUUAUUUUGAAAAGAAACAUUACUUUAAUUUCACUGUAACAUGUGGGAGGAACUACUUCCGGUUCUACAGUGGCGCUCAGAGAUCGUGGCACAAAGGGAACAGACUAUGCCUUUCCUGCACGGCUUCAGGAGGAUCGUGUACGAGUACCAGCCGCUGGUGGAUUCUGUGAUGCGUGUCCUGGGAGUAGAAGGAGAAAACCAGCACAGGCAAGAUGAUGAAGAAAGACUCUCUGGGGCUCUCGUGGAGCUGCUGGACAGAGAGUCUCAGUCUCCCGUCUUCAUGGAGGGAAUCAGUUACUCUCUGUUUCGAGUGGCUGAUCUCGGGUUGGUCGGCGCGGCACAGGUGCUUCUGCGUUACGGAGCUGAUCUCAACUUUGAAGACCCUGUAUCGUACUACAACCCCUUACACAUCGCAGUGUUGAGGAACAAGCCAGACAUGGUGCAGAUGCUGAUAUCUCACGGAGCUGAAAUCGAAAAGAGGGACAGGAUUCAUGAAAGCAGCCCUCUUGAUUUGGCCAGCGAGGAGGUGGACAAGCUGCCGUGUCUGCGUGUGCUUCUGGAUUUGGGUGCUGAUGUGAAUUCAAAAGACAAGAAUGGAAAAACUGCACUGCUUCAUGCUCUAGCCAGCAGCGAUGGACUCACGGUCAAUAAUGUGGACAAUAUACAGCUGCUUCUAGAAAGAGGUGCAGAUGUGAACGCCACCACACAUGACGGCGAGACCCCCAUGUCCUCGCUGACGUUCCUGGUGAAGGAGGCUCUGGACAGCAGCACGGAGGAUGCGAAGGAGAUCGGGCACUUCUGUACCCGGAUGGCACAUCUUCUGAUCAGCCACGGCGCCGAUCCCAGCUGCUGCUUGAACGCCACCGACGGGGAAGUGUGGGAACAUUCACUAACCUACACCAGUCUGGAGAACUUCGACUUGCUGUUUCCCCUGACCGCCCUUCUCCUCCAGCAUGGUGCUACCUUCUUCUGCUCUCACCACAGCGCCUCCUACUGGACAGGUCAGCAGUUGAUAUUCACGCGUCUCACUGAAGCUCUCCGGGAAGCUUUAGAUGCUGCCGAAGCGGCUGAUGUUGUAGCUAAAGCUGAAGUGCUGUUGGAUCUGGCCAGGAUCUGCUCUCCGGCCGUUCCUCCCCUCUUUCCCCGCUCACAACUGCCCGCGCUGGACCAGGUCUCUGCCCAUCAGUCCCUGCUGGAGCUCUACAGCAGGCUAGAGGAGCAAGAAAGGCGGCCGCUGACACUGAGAUGCCUUUGCAGGAGACUCAUUCGCCACUGUCUGCGGCCCUGGCCCUUUGAGGAGAAGGUGAAAGCCCUGCCACUGCCAGACAGACUGAAGGACUCGCUGCUCCCAGAGAACAGCUGGAGGGACAGAGCCGGCUGGGACAGAUUCAAACCUCGACGUUCUCCACGCUGAGAGACACAUUUUAUUUGUGUGCUUGUAAAUAUGGAGCCCUUAAUGACCACUGCAUUCAUUAAAACUAAGAUAAAAGAUA
Molecule: messenger RNA, 1511 nt
Organism: Onychostoma macrolepis
Lineage: Eukaryota; Metazoa; Chordata; Actinopteri; Cypriniformes; Cyprinidae
Gene: asb6
Product: ankyrin repeat and SOCS box containing 6
Exons: 7
Coding region: 59-1432 (457 amino acids)
Biological process (GO): intracellular signal transduction; protein ubiquitination
Cellular component (GO): BRCA1-BARD1 complex
Molecular function (GO): protein binding
Source: RefSeq, a predicted model, not a curated record